Molecule: messenger RNA, 2962 nt
Organism: Brachypodium distachyon (stiff brome)
Lineage: Eukaryota; Viridiplantae; Streptophyta; Magnoliopsida; Poales; Poaceae
Product: G-type lectin S-receptor-like serine/threonine-protein kinase At2g19130
Exons: 1
Coding region: 11-2635 (874 amino acids)
Biological process (GO): protein phosphorylation; recognition of pollen
Molecular function (GO): ATP binding; protein serine/threonine kinase activity
Source: RefSeq, a predicted model, not a curated record
CAGCUACUGAAUGUACAUGAGUCAUCCAUAUGUCAGACCUUGUGUUCGCACGCGAGAUCGUCGUACAUAUAGCUGCCUGCGUACAAACGCGAUAGGAACUGCGUGCCUCGCCAUCUCUCCUCCCGGAGCAUAUCCGAUCCACCUGCAAAUUAACAUGUCACUGAUCGUCGUCGCAGCCGUCGCGUUUUGCUUGGCUCCAUGUCUCGUGGCAGCGGCGGACACCGUGUCGGCGCGGCGGCCGCUGCGGGGCAACGACACGGUGGUCUCGGCGCAGGGCAAGUUCGAGGCCGGCCUCUUCAGUCCUGGCAGCUCCGGCCGGUUCUACCUUGGUAUCUGGUACAAGAACAUCCCCGUCCACACAGUCAUCUGGGUCGGCAACCGCGCGAGCCCACUGUCCAACGCCACAUCCGCCGAGCUCCGGGUAUCCCCUGACGACGGCAACCUCGAGCUCGUCGGCUUCACUGCAGACGGCUCGGCCGCGCCGGGCGUCGUGUGGUCGUCAAAUCUGUCUCUGUCGUCUCCGGGGUCCAGCAACAACACCGCGGAGAUCCGCGACAACGGCAACCUGGUUCUCCUCGACGGCGGCAACUCCUCCAACGUGCUCUGGCAGAGCUUCGACCACCCGACGGACACGCUGGUGCCGGAAGCGUGGCUUGGGGAGGACAAGCUCACCGGCGUGUACCAGAGGAUGACGUCGUGGCGGAACGCCGAGGACCCGGCGCCGGGACUGUUCAGCAACACGAUUGACACCAACGGCACCAGCGAGUUCUUCUACUUCUGGAACGGGUCCCGCAUGUACUGGCGGAGCGGCGUCUGGACGGGCCGCGUGUUCGCUCUGCUGCCGGAGGCGGUGAACAACGUGCUCUUCAACCAGACCUACGUGGAGACGCCGGCGCACCGGCGGCUCAGCUGGGCGCUCUACGACAACGCCACCAUCACGCGCCAGGUCAUGGACAACACGGGCCAGGCCAAGCAGUACAUCUGGGUGCCCGCCAGCCAGAGCUGGCAGUUCUUCUGGGCCGCGCCCACCGUGCAGUGCGACGUGUACGCCGUCUGCGGCGCCCUGGGCGUCUGCGACCAGAGGAGCCAGCCGUCCUGCCGCUGCCCGCCCGGGCUCGAGCCGGCGUCGGAGAAUGACUGGAGGCUCAGCGACUGGACCGGCGGGUGCCGCCGGAGCUCGCCGCUCGUGUGCGCGCGCAACGGGUCGACCACGGACGGGUUCCAGGCGCUGACGAAUGUUAAGCUUCCCGACGACCCGCUCGCCCUGGACCACGCCAAGAGCAAAGCAGAGUGCGAGUCGGCUUGUCUAAACAACUGCUCUUGCCAAGCUUACACCUUCUCCGACGGCGGCGGGUGCGCCGUCUGGCACGGCGAGUUCCGCAACCUCCAGCAGCUGUACGCGGACUCCACGGCCUCGGGUUCAGAGCUGCAUCUCCGGCUUUCAGAAUCAGGACUGCGAGAUUUGAGCAGAGGAAGCAAGAAGAAAGGGGGAGUAGAAUGGCCUGUUGUUCUUGGCAUCGUGUUGGCCUGUGUGGCAGCAUUGGUCGCAUCGGCGCUGCUAGCCUGGGUUCUUCUUUCCAGGAGGAGACGAAGACUGCGCAACAUGGCCAACGAGAAGGGCUCCUCCUUGGCCGUGUACAGCUACGGCGACCUCCGCGCCGCCACCAAAAACUUCUCGGAGCGGCUGGGCGGGGGAGGCUUCGGCUCCGUGUACCGCGGCGUCCUCAAGGACGGAGAGGGAAACAGCACCGAGGUGGCGGUGAAGAAGCUGGAAGGUCUCCGGCAGGGAGACAAGCAGUUCCGGGCGGAGGUGAACACGCUUGGGCGCAUCCAGCAUGUCAACCUCGUCCGGCUCCUCGGAUUCUGCUCGUCGGGCGACGACAAGCUUCUGCUGGUCUACGAGUACAUGCCCAACGGCUCCCUGGAAGGCUACCUCUUCAAGGCAGGCAGCUCAUGCCCGAGCUGGCGCGACCGCUACGGCAUCAUGCUGGGCGUGGCCAGAGGGCUGGCGUACCUGCACGACGGCUGCCGGGAGCGCAUCAUACACUGCGACGUGAAGCCGGAGAACAUACUGCUGGACAAGGACCUGUGCGCCAAGAUCGCCGACUUCGGGAUGGCGAAGCUGGUGGGGAGGGACUUCAGCCGGGCGCUGACCACGAUGCGGGGCACCGUCGGGUACCUGGCGCCGGAGUGGAUCUCCGGGCUGCCCAUCAGCGCCAAGGCGGACGUGUACAGCUUCGGGAUGGUGCUCUUCGAGCUCAUCUCGGGCCGGCGCAACGCCGACCUCCAGGGUGAGGGCGCCGGGCAAAGCAGUUCAUCCGGCGCCGCUGGCGGCGAGGAGGAGGAGGACAGCAAUGGGGGCAGCGACGCUGACGCAGGGCGGCGCGUGCUGAUGUUCUUCCCGGUGUGGGCGGCGGGGAAGGUGGCCGAGGGGGAAGUGGGCGCCGUGGCGGACCCGCGGCUUCGCGGCGACGUGAGCGAGGAGCAGCUGGAGCGGGCGUGCAGGACGGCGUGCUGGUGCAUCCAGGACCAGGAGGAGCACCGGCCUACCAUGGCGCAGGUCGUGCAGGCGCUGGAGGGCGUCAUCCCCGUCCACAUGCCGCCGAUGCCACGGGCGCUGCAGAACCUGGUGUAAUGCGUGGCAAAUGCUCAUACAAAUCAUCUUUGAGAUAACUAAGUACGAGUAGUAGAAAUGUAGUAGUACUCCGCGGAAAAUAGAAGAUUUGUAGGAAAAAAACUGUGCUUCUUCUCCGUAACAAAUUUUCCGUAAAUUUACAAGUAGCAAACAUAUGGACGCGUUAUACUAGUACGCACAUAGUGUGAGUGUGAGGUCUACAUAUAUGAACUGACGAACAAAUACAGAAUUCAGUUAUUCGGCAGUAGAACACCAGAUCGAAUCCUAUUGUUACUUGAUUACUUACCUUACCUUUGAGUAUAAGUGUAUAACUUGAGGAUUCGGCUA